AUGUCCAGACUAUCGUCAGUGAACGACGACAAAAAUAACUCGUCACAAGAGGAUGGCACUCUACAUCGCCCCAGCAUUUCAGGCCGCCAGCGAGAAACCCGCACGGUAGACGGUAAAGAAGUGGAGAUCCACACCUGGGAUGGCACAGACGACAAAGACAAUCCCUUCAACUGGUCGCCAACGUACAAAUGGUUCGUGACAGUUACUGUAUGUUUCGUCUCGAUCUUGACGGGUUUGCCUGCCGGUUCGUAUGGAUCAGGCAACGACUGGAUGUCACCUCUGUGGAAUGUGCAGAACGAUCCGUUCCCGAACCUGUACUGGGCGACAACGAGCUGGAACAUGGGCGCUGCCCUAUUUCCACUGCUGUUUGUACCGCUGACCGAGAACACCGGUCGUAUGCCCGGAUAUUUCAUUGGCUACAUCGUCUUCGAGCUCUUCCUUUUCGGCUCUGCCUUUGCCGACAACUUCGCUACUAUUGUUGUGACUCGGUUCUUCGGGGGCGGCGCAUCUUCAGUCGCCAUCAACAUCGUCGGUGGCAGCAUCAGUGACAUUUGGAAAGGCGACAAGGCCCGCAGCCUGCCCAUGUCGCUGUUCGGAUUCACCAGCGUGGCUGGCAUCGCGCUGGGUCCCUUUGUGGGCAGUGCGAUUGUGCAGAUCCGCAAGCCGAGUGUUGGGCUCGAGUCACCAUGGCGAUGGAUCUACUACAUUCAAAUCAUCUACAAUGCGGCGCUAAUCCCUGUCUUCUGGCUCAUCCUUCGCGAAACGCGGGGCGACGUCAUUCUGAAGAAACGUGCGCAGAAACUGCGCAAGCAAACGGGCCGCGCAAUCUACGCCGAAUCUGAACUGGACAAGCCGUCUGUUGGGCAGCUGCUCAAGGUAUCGUUCAUGCGCCCGACCAAGAUGCUUGUCUCAGAGCCCGUCGUCACCUUCUUCACACUGUGGAUCUCGUUUGCGUGGGGCAUCCUGUUCCUCUUCUUCAGCUCCGUGGUGCAAACCUUCGGCGACAGCUACGGCUUUGGUAUCUUCCAAACCGGUCUUAUUCAGCUCGCCAUCACCGUCGGCGCCGUCAUCGGCACUCUCAUUAACCCGCUGCAGGAUUGGAUGUACCUGCGCACCGCGUCCAAGAACGACGAAAGAGCCGGUAAACCGAUUCCUGAAGCACGUCUGUACACGAGCAUACCCGGCUCUCUCCUCUUUACAGCAGGGCUUUUCAUCUACGGUUGGACGUGCCGACCGAGCGUGCAUUGGAUCGUGCCUGCGAUCGGCAUUACCAUUGUCGGCGUGGGAAUCUACUCCAUCUACAUGGGCGUAGUCAACUACCUCACCGAUGCUUACGAGAAAUACGCCGCCUCGGCCCUAUCCGCCGCUUCGCUCGGCCGCAACACCUUCGGCGCCUUUCUCCCACUCGCAUCGGGUCAGCUCUUCUCCACGCUCGGUUUCGGCUGGGCGGGCAGCUUGCUCGGCUUCAUUGGCCUCGCGCUGAGCGUCGUGCCCGUCGUGUUGCUGUUCAAGGGCAAGGACAUCCGAGCCCGCAGUCCGUUUAUGCUCGAUAGUACCUUUGAUGACAGUGAGGGCCAGAGUAGGAAGGAAAGCUAUAGCAAGCCCAAGGGCCGCAGUGGAGGGGAGAAGGAAGUCUAG
Messenger RNA from Ascochyta rabiei, 1638 nucleotides. RefSeq lists its product as uncharacterized. The coding region runs from base 1 to 1638 and encodes 545 amino acids. NCBI's taxonomy places the organism in Eukaryota, Fungi, Ascomycota, Dothideomycetes, Pleosporales, Didymellaceae. Gene Ontology annotation, biological process: transmembrane transport. The transcript has 5 exons. Gene Ontology annotation, molecular function: transmembrane transporter activity. The record is from RefSeq and is a predicted model, not a curated record.